GUGACCGUGUACUUAACCAACCCGAUUUCUCGUUCGUGCAAAAGGUCUUAUCGCAAACCGAGACGUACACCAUGUCUUCAUGCUCUCAUAUGUCCUACCGCCUUGAAAUGAGUCUGAUGAUUUGACAUUACAUCAGUCCUCAAGAACAGAAAGUGGUCGAAUGCACCACGUCGUGCUAUGUCUUGGGCCGCAGCGGCACAGGAAAACCGACGACAAUGCUGUUCAAGAUCCUUAGCAUUCAGCGAGCUUAGGAAUCGAGCGGAAUUGACAUGCCCAAGCCACGUCAGAUUUUUGUCACAAAAUCUAGAAUGCUGGUGAGAAAAGUUGAAGAAUACUUCACGAGGCUUCUUGAAUCCCUGGCAUUGGCAGGUUCUACCCUGCAAGAACUCAAGGCACUAAGCAUUCUGGAUGAUCUUGUUGAUCAUGAUGACACUCCGGAGUCGCAGAUGAAUAUACCAAUGAGAUACAGCCAACUCGAAGACAAACAUUUCCUAUUCGUGACUUUCGAUCAACUGGCAAAGAUGAUCGCAGCAGAUGUAUUCGACAUGGACGAUCCUGAGACGAGACGUAGUGCUGAGCUAUUCUUCAACACUGACGAUGCGGGGGUGCACAAUUUGUGUGUCACCUAGGAUGUAUUCAACAAUCAAUAUUGGCCACAUUUUUCACAGGGUCUCACCAAG
Messenger RNA from Suillus paluster, 680 nucleotides. RefSeq lists its product as uncharacterized. The record is from RefSeq and is a predicted model, not a curated record. The coding region runs from base 270 to 629 and encodes 119 amino acids. NCBI's taxonomy places the organism in Eukaryota, Fungi, Basidiomycota, Agaricomycetes, Boletales, Suillaceae. The transcript has 3 exons.